AUGCCAUCCGACCCAACCUUCACCUACCCACCCCUCCACCACCACACCAGCGUGCCCCUCUCCCCACUCUCCGCCAGCGAGCCUCUAUCCGCCUACCUCGAGAAAUCCCUCACAAGGCCCUACCUCCACCCGGACGCCUGGUUAUCCCUCGAAGGCGUGCGCCAUGGACCCAAAUCCGGACCGCAGGGAAGUUGGGCGAUGCAUCACCUUCGUCGCAUUGAGGCGGGAAUGAGAGGGCAGGUUUUGGAUGCUGAGAGUCAAGAGGAAUUGGUGGGGAGGUUUGGGGAGGAGGUUGUUGGGGAGGCUUUGGGGAGGGCGUAUGAUCGGAGGAAGGAGCAGGAGGAAACUGAGGAGGGAGAGGGAGAGGGAGAGGGAGAGGGAGAGGCACAACAACCACCACCCAAGCAGAAAACUCACAAACAACCACCGCAAGAAAAACCUGAACAUCUCAUGACUAAAGCCGAGAAGAAGAAAGCUCGACGCGCGGCUGAGAAAGCCGCUGUGGCCAAAGCUCGAGAGGAAGGGAAAGAAAUCCCAACAUUUGGCAGGAAACGCAAGAGAGCUGGGGGGAAUAAUGAUGAUGGUGAUGAUGGAGCAAGUCACAGCGAAGGUGAUGGUGGAGAUGGAGAUGAUACUGCCGCUGCGGACAUCAAUGAUCCCGCACAAUACUCUUCCGCGCAAUCCCACGCUCUGGCGCAGAAACCUCUGGUGGAGGAUGUAGGAGAGAGGGAUCCUGCGGGCGUGGAUCGCGAGGAUGCUGUGAAUGCGCCUGUGGUGGUGGAGCAUGAUGCGCAGGGGGAGGUGGUUGUUCCGGGAGGAAAUUCCUCGAAGAAGAGGAAGGGGGGAGAGGGAGAAGAUGAGAAGGAGGCGAAGAGGGCGGCGAAGAAGGCUAGGAGGGAAGAGGAGAGGAGGAGGAAUGCAAGUGGAGGUGGGGAUGCAGAUGGAGAUGUGGAAAUGGGGGAUGCGCAAACCCCAACCGUGACGACAAGUCUUGCACCGAGUCGAAAGGAAAGAAAGGAGAAGCGGAAAGCUGCAGAGGAGCAGAGUAAUGGUACUCCCAAGGAAAAGAAAUCUGCAGGGAAGAAAAUGAAUGGCACGCCUGCUGCUGCUGCUGGUGAUGGAGGGCAGAAACAGCAAACUAACGGCGGAAAUGGGGAUGUGAAUGGUACGACACCAGCUACGACGAGGGAGAAGAAGGCCGCGAAGAAAAAGGGCAAGAAGGAGAAAGAGGGUGCUCAGACGUCUUCAUGA
Molecule: messenger RNA, 1251 nt
Organism: Ramularia collo-cygni
Lineage: Eukaryota; Fungi; Ascomycota; Dothideomycetes; Mycosphaerellales; Mycosphaerellaceae
Exons: 1
Coding region: 1-1251 (416 amino acids)
Source: RefSeq, a predicted model, not a curated record